AGUGGCCAGCAGCUAGAGAGACCUCCCAAAGAUCCACCAGCAAGGUAGAUGAGGAGGGACUGGAGCUUGUGGUGUGUAGGCAUGGUGUUCUGCUGCGUGCUCUCAAUAUUACAGGGGAGAAAUGUUUGCUUAUCCCCUGUAUUUGCAAGAAAAGCUUGCCAGCAGGCAAAUCACUUUCUUCUGUAUGGAUGUGACCUGCAAGUAUUGGCCCUACCUCCAAAAAGUUGCAAAAAGCUGUCCAGAGCUCCAGCCCCUCCUCAGCAUGAAGCCGUUCCUGUCUGUAUUUCAUGCCAAAGCUCAUGAUUUCAAAUGCGAGGUCAAAUGGAGUGGGGCAUAUCAGGAAGGGGCUGGCCUAACACUAGGCGAGGAGGUUGAGCAGUGCAAUGCCUUCCUCUCUAGGAUUGCAGUGACCACAAAGCACAUGUCAAAAGCUGGACGCACAGACAUGCUGACUCUCUUGGCCAUGCGCUGGAAUCAGCAAAAGUUCGACAAUUUGGUCACCUCACUGUCUCACAGAUAUCACAAGACCAUACAAUCUCUACAAAGCAAGCAACAGAAUGUUGAGUCCAUGAAAGCUCAGUUGGCAGUGACAGAGAGCCAUUUGGAAGACUGGGUCAGUGAUGUCAAAGAGUGGGCAGAAGCAACAACAAACACAAGCACAAAUGAUGUGGAUGCCUUGGCCAGUAGAAUCGAGGUGCUGGUGACCAGUAUAAAGAGACGCUCACAGCGUCUUUAUAAAGAUACUGACGGCAACAAAGGUCGUGCCAGGAUCCGCCGCAAAAUCAGGGAGGAGAAGGGGAUCCUGACCUCUGUUGUGGAGAAAUACAACAAAAUAGUUCCAAGCACAGAAAGUCUUUGCAUGGAAACCAUUGUGUCUGGCGAGACAGCUUGGCCAUGGCAGCUACCACACAGUGGUAUGACACACAAACACAGAACCAGUACCCUCAAAUGAGGAUCUGUUACCCUACAGGACUUUAGACAUUCUUUGACAGAGUACAUAUAACUAACUUCAUGAUAUUGUCUAUGUACAGUGCCUUGAGAUAAUGUAUGUUGUGAAUAAAAUUGAAUUCACUUCAAAUCUUUGUAAAAAGAAAUGCAUUUGAGACUCUGUCGAUCUAAGGACAAAGAGAAAGGCGUUUGACAUCAUCAUGGCAGUAAGGAGACUGGAGGAGGAGAAGAAUAUUCUUGUUCUGGAGAUGGACCACCACUGGAAAUGGCUUUCAACUCGUGCAAAGACCUCGCAAGAGUUGUCCAGUCUACUUUCUAGUGAGACAGUGAAAAAUUGGCCAUGUGGCUUUAGUGAAGAGGGGUUGAAAGGUCUGCAGAGCAUCAUCCUGAGAAAGCAGCAGAACAUCAGAG
Messenger RNA from Solea senegalensis (Senegalese sole), 1359 nucleotides. RefSeq lists its product as uncharacterized. Lineage: Eukaryota; Metazoa; Chordata; Actinopteri; Pleuronectiformes; Soleidae. The coding region runs from base 122 to 952 and encodes 276 amino acids. The transcript is spliced from 7 exons. The record is from RefSeq and is a predicted model, not a curated record.